Molecule: messenger RNA, 2102 nt
Organism: Carcharodon carcharias (great white shark)
Lineage: Eukaryota; Metazoa; Chordata; Chondrichthyes; Lamniformes; Lamnidae
Product: UNC93-like protein MFSD11
Exons: 13
Coding region: 47-1381 (444 amino acids)
Source: RefSeq, a predicted model, not a curated record
UCUCUAACUGUCUGUCUAUCCGCAGCUGCGGCCGGUUAGUGUCUUAAUGGGUGAUCGCAGGGUGAUCAAUGUUUACCUCCUCGGUGUGGCGUUCAUGCUCCUCUUCACCGCCUUCACUACCUGCGGGAACAUAGAGCAAACAGUGAUAAGGAGUUUGACCAAUACCAGUUUCUCCGGCAGUGGUUACAACAGCCUUGCCAUUAUCUAUGGAGUGUUUUCAGUUUCUAACCUCAUUGCACCAUCUGUGGUCGCAGUUGUUGGACUGAAGAUGUCGAUGGUCUUCAGUGGAGUUGUUUAUAGUGGUUACGUGGUUUCGUUCUGUGAGCCGAUGACUUGGUCAUUCUACAUCGCCUCCACCCUCAUCGGAUUUGCUGCAGCGGUGCUAUGGACAGCUCAGGGGAGCUUCCUUAUCCUGAACUCUGACAGUACCACUAUCAACAGAAACACUGGCACCUUCUGGGCUCUGUUACAGUGCAGCAUGUUGUUUGGAAAUCUCUAUGUUUAUCUGCAAUGGCGAGAUACAACUGUGAUCUCAGAUCAUGACAGAAGUAUCUUCUUUAUCAUAUUGUCCGUAAUCUCUCUUGCUGGGACAGCCAUCCUACUUACACUUAAAAACAUCAAACACGUGGACAGCAACUCUGAGAUCAAUGAUCCUCUGCUUCAGGAUUCUAGGCUGUUUAAAGAGAAAGCGAUGUCUACCCUGGAUCAGAUCACAUCAGAGUUCAGGUCAAUGUUGAGGUUGUUUCGCACAAAGAACAUGAUGCUAUUGAGCGUGACAAUAAUGUACAGUGGGCUGGUGCUGACUUUUUACAGUGGGGUGUAUGGGACAUGUAUUGGAGCCACCAGACAGUUCGGGCCAGUGGCCAAGGGUCUCAUUGGUCUCUCAGGGAUAUUCAUUGGCAUUGGAGAGAUUAUUGGGGGUGGGAUCUUCGGGCUGCUGUGCACCAAUAACCAGUUCCGACGUACCUCAGUAAUCCUCCUCGGAGUCAUUGUGCAUCUCCUGGCAUUCUACCUGAUCUUCCUUAUAAUCCCAGGCGAUGCUCCAAUAGGGGGUGCAACCAGCAGUCUCUAUGAGCCUUACCUGUCCCCCAGUCCUGCUGCAGCGUUAGUAAGCAGCUUCCUCCUUGGUCUGGGUGACAGUUGCUUCAACACUCAGCUCUACAGCAUCCUUGGCAUACUGUACCCGCAGCAAAGCAGCCCAGCUUUCGCAAUCUUCAAAUUCGUACAGUCCAUUUCUGCCGCAGUGGCUUUUGGGUACAGCAACUAUCUGGUACUUUCAUGGCAGCUCCUCAUCCUGACUAGUUUCUGUUUUUUUGGCACACUUUCCUUUUUCACUGUGAAGAAAAUUGAAGACAAUGCCUCGGACUUGCAAGAUUUCUGACCUUCAAUUUUCCUAAAAGUGCAGGGGUGGCAGGGAAUAUCCACAGCUCUGAAUUCCAGGGAUCUGUUGCUUUGGAACCUGCUGGAGUUGGACAGGGAAAAUCCCAUGGAUUCAUGGAGCAGAUUAGAAUGUUGCAGCAGCUUUCCUCUGCCACUAGAGGGAGUUUAGUAUCUAAAUUACUAAGGAUGUCUGGUGGUGGAGACCACGUACUGCAGUGUUUUCAAUCCUUUGCAAAACCGUCUUAGUCUCUCAUUCUUGGGAGAUGUCAGGCGUGAGUGUACUAUGUCAAAUGAUAAUGUUGAACCUACAAUAACCAUUACAGAAGAAAUAAGACAGAGCCCACCCAACCUGAGAACUUCUGUGGGCACUAAACAAAAACAUUCUGAUAUCAGUAGAAAUAACAAAUAGAUUUACAGUACAGUAUUGUUUUACACCGUAGGAUUUCUCCCCUGUCCUUGUAUCUUAGUUCUGUCUUGCACUGACUGAUAUAUCCAAAUUAGCUGUUAUUUUUGUUGAUGCAGGGAAUUUAUAAGCAACUGCUCAUUCCUUACAAACUGAAGUAUAACCAUACAAGCUCAGGAUCGAACAGUCCAUUGUUACUGUCAUUUGCUCCUCACCAGGAAUUGAUGGGAGUCCUUUUGUGUGCUCAUAACCUUCAGAUAAUCAUCACUUACCAUGUGAUUGGAGGUGUUAGUUACAAAUCCACUUCAUUAAAGAAGCA